This is a messenger RNA of Hermetia illucens (black soldier fly), 968 nucleotides long. RefSeq lists its product as uncharacterized. The transcript has 3 exons. The record is from RefSeq and is a predicted model, not a curated record. NCBI's taxonomy places the organism in Eukaryota, Metazoa, Arthropoda, Insecta, Diptera, Stratiomyidae. The coding region runs from base 87 to 968 and encodes 293 amino acids.
UCGCUACGAUUUCACUCAGUGUCCAUUCUGUUUUUGCGCUGAGGUGUUUGUAUUGUAGGGUUGUUUCGUGAGUGUUGUAGGUAAUCAUGGCAGAAAAUGCAAGUAAACAAACACCUCGUGAGUUCUUAAUUGAAUUUAUAGAACUUUAUAGAAGUUUUACCUGUUUGUGGCUCGUUAAGAGCAAAGAAUACUCCGACAGGAACAAAAAAGACUUAGCUUAUAUUGAGCUAGUUAAAAAGUUCAAGGAGUUUGAUCCGUCGGCAGAUAGGAACACUGUCGUAAAAAAAAUUAACGCGUUGCGUACGGUUUACAAGAAAGAACUUUCGAAAGUUAAGAGUUCGGAGAAAUCUGGGGCUGGUGCGGAUGAUAUAUACAAACCUAUAACACAACAAGACGAAGAUUCAGAACCUACUGACCAAGACCACUUUCAACGACGAGAGAUAAACACACCGGCUCCUCCGACAUCGGGGGAUGAUGGAUCAAGUGCAUCAACAAGUGUGGCAGCUUCACCAAUGUUAUCACGGCCAAAACGAAAAAAGAACAUGACUCCAGCAGAUGAAGUGAUACACCUCGCGGGAGAGCAGUUAAAAGCUCUUCGUCCUGAUGAUGAAUUCGAAGCCUUCGGAAAGUAUAUAGCGCAUAAGUUACGUUCCCUUAAAGGAAACCAGUCUGUAUUCGCACGAAAACUCAUAAACGAUGUGAUUUUUGAGGGAGAGCUUGAAGCACUCACCAAAGAUUUUAAAGUAAUGGAUAGUCAACCACACCGUUCACUAGGAAAUGACUAUGUACAAUUCCACCCUCCAUCAUACCUUCAACGACCCCACCCUCCACCUUCCAUUUCUCAAAUUCCAAAUCAUCAACUCUCACAACUCUUAACAAACCAAUACAGUCCUGAACAAGCCGACUCCCAACAACCCAUUACUCAGCAACCAGAACCUCAACAACACACUGAUUCAAACUACACGUGA